This is a messenger RNA of Antechinus flavipes (yellow-footed antechinus), 2474 nucleotides long. Its product is annotated as N-acetyltransferase 8-like. Gene Ontology annotation, molecular function: N-acetyltransferase activity. The transcript has 2 exons. Lineage: Eukaryota; Metazoa; Chordata; Mammalia; Dasyuromorphia; Dasyuridae. The record is from RefSeq and is a predicted model, not a curated record. The coding region runs from base 1259 to 1945 and encodes 228 amino acids.
UCUCUCAGGAAGCAGUGGUCAUCCUUAGAUCAGAUAUCCAUCCUUGCCAAACCCUCCCAUCAUCAGUUUGCUGUCUCCCAGGAGUAGACCAGGAGCCCCAGAGAAACAGGAUCCCAAACCAGGACGAUGCUGAGAGGGAUUUGUGAUCCUCUGUUGGAAUAAUCAGUUCAUUUUAAACCCAAGAAAUGAUAUGAUAGUCUGGCUUCCGUUUUAGGUGAAAAAUUAAGAGUUCAGUUUUAAUCACUCUAAGCCCCCAGUUAGAAAGUUCUUAACACCUAGAGAGAGGUGGGACUUUCUGUCUAACUUAACAUUUAUAGUGACCUUCACCAAAAGCACCCCCGGUUCCUUCGUGAUUGAGGUGAAGUUUGGUUUACUGGAAAUAUUUGUGUAAUAAAACCGUAGACUAUAUCCACAUGUCUGUAGGUGGUCAGGGAUUGGAAGAACUUGGGUAAGAGCUGACAUUUUCUUGGGACUUGUCUCAGAAUAUCUCUUCUGUUCUGAGAUGCAUUUAAAGGGUAAUUGACUUGCCAGGGGUCAUCCAGCAUUUGAAUCCAAGAUUCCUUGAUUCCAAACACAGGACUCUUACCCACUAGCUCAUGUUGCUCCUAAGAAUUAAAUUGAAAUAGAGAUUUAUGAUCCUGCAUUUGUUUAUUUUCAGUCCUGUUUAAAUCUUUGUGACCCCAUUUGGGAUUUUCUUGGCAAUGAUACUGGAGUGGUUUGCCAUUUCCUUUUCCAGCUCAUUUUACAUAUUAGGAAACUGAGGCAAACAGGGUUAAGUGACCUAGGGUCAUACUGCUAGUGACUGUGUGAGGUGGGAUUUGUACUCAGGGAGGUGAGUUUUCCUGCCUCCAGGCCUGGCACUCUAUUCCUUGUACCAUCUCGCUACCCCAUGGUCAUUUAUAAUAUUCAAUAAAAUGUUUAAAACAAUUAAGAAAUGAAAUAAUAGAGAGCUCUCUUUGGUCGAUCUUUUGUCAAUAUUGAAGAAUUUCCCCAUAGUUUAUUGUGUUUUUUUCUUUGUUUGAAAUGACCCACUAUGAAGGAAGCAAGUAGGGCCAAUAGCCCCAGAGAGUGAGGGGGACCCCGCUGCCCCCGAGACUUCCUGCACAAGAAAGCCUCUGUCCUCUGCCAGGCUUCCUGGGGAGUUCCCAUAGAGACGCUGGGGAGUGGCCAGAAAGGAUCGGCAGACUUGGCUCUAGACUGGUCCGGCCGGCAGCUCCUCAGCCACCGCGGGACGGGCUGAAGCCCAGCCACUCGCUACAUGGGAAAGGAAGCUGGGAUGGCUCCCUGCCAGAUCCGGAGGUACCGGGACCAAGACUGGGCCGCGGUGAGGGCCAUAUUCGCCGAGGGGAUGCUGGAGCAGGUGGCCGCUCACUUCUGGCAUCUGCUGAAACGGCCCCCGGGCUUCCUGCUGCUGCUGGGGGGCCCGGGGGCGCUGCUCCUGGGCUCCGGCUCCCUCCUCCCGCCUCUGCUGGCUCUCCUGGCCCUCCUGCCCACGCUGUGGCUGCUCGCCAGGUAUCCUUCCUCUUGCUACGUGGACCACACGUUGCACACGGACAUGAGGGACAUCGGGGCCACCUACCUCAGCGACCCAGGGUCCUGUUUCUGGGUGGCCGAGUCAGGGGGCGGGGCGGUGGGCCUGGUGUGCGCCCGCCCGGCGCCAGAAGCCCCGGACCGGGGUCAGCUGGAGCUGCUGCACCUGUCCGUGCGCCGGGAGCACCGCGGCCGGGGAGUGGCCAAGGACUUGGUCCGGACCGUGCUUCGCUUCGCGCGGGCCCGGGGCUACGGCGGAGUGGUGCUGACCACCGCCAGCCUGAACGCCCCCGCCAGGAAACUGUACGAGAGCCUGGGCUUCGGGAAGUCCCACGAAACGCUGACCGGCCCCACCUGGUCCCCAGUAACCAUUUCCUUAGCGCAUUACCAAUACGCCUUGCCCCUGGCGUCCUGAGAGGUCCGCCGCGGCUUUCUGGCCGGCGGCCAAUCACUGAUCAGUCAGGGCUGCUGACUGACCCCGAGCCACGGACGGCUUCUUCUUCUGCAAAAGGGCUCCUGCCUGCAAAGUCCUCUGUGAACAAAGUUACUCCGAGUAACAGCCGUUCUGGACGCCCGACUGUCAGUGACUUCUCGCUGGUACAAUCCUCCACCACUGCUCUGUAGGACUUCAAUGACAAAUGCUGUCCCUGCCCAGAGAGGGAACGAUGCACUCUCUGUAGCUCCCAAUUUUAACUUACUUUUUCUUGAGGAUUUUUAUUUUCAUUAUUUUUUAUCAGGGUGGGAGAUCUAGGCUUUCUUUCACAACUUGACUUUUAGGGAAAUGUUUUGCACAACUUCACACGGGGUUUCUUAAUUGAGGAUGAGGAUGAUCUAAAACUCAAAAAUAUUAAAAACAAAUGUAAAAAAUUGUUUUGAAUGUAAUGGGGAAAAUAUUAAAUAAACAAAUGAAAACUUGCUUCUAGGCUGGGGGCAACCUUAGAGAA